AUAUCGCGAAGAUGCGCUAUGCUGGGGUGACAGGAAAUCUAUGGAGGAAAUCGGAGCUGCUCAGUCCUCGGUCAACGCAAGAAUUCUCGAGCUUCGAAAGGAAAAAUCUCGGGAUGCAGCGAGAUCACGGCGGGGAAAGGAAAAUUAUGAAUUCUACGAGCUGGCGAAAAUGCUGCCUCUACCUGCGGCUAUCACUAGCCAGUUGGAUAAGGCUUCCAUUAUAAGACUGACAAUAAGUUAUCUCAAACUAAGAGAUUUCUCUGGACAGGGCGAUCCACCAUGGAGCCGUGAACAGUCGAGCAGUAGCAAAUUGAAAAGCGCUGCAAUUCGACGUAGUCCCGCCGUGGAUUUAUUCGAGCAACAUCAAGGCACUCACAUUUUACAGUCCCUCGAUGGAUUCGCAUUAGCCGUUGCUGCAGAUGGUCGAUUUUUAUACAUAUCGGAAACAGUCUCUAUUUACUUGGGUCUGUCUCAGGUGGAAAUGACAGGAAGUAGCAUAUUCGACUACGUUCAUCAGAGCGACCACGCGGAAAUUGCCGAUCAACUGGGAUUAAGCUUAACUAACGGCGGCAUUGCUGGUGGUGGUAAUGGCAACGGCACAACUGGCCUGGCGUCGCCCACUUCAGGUGCGUCAGACGACGGCAUUGGCACUCACGGCACGAAUAACCCCGACGUCUCUGCGCAAAUGACAGUGUCCUCUACCAGCGGGUACAAAGGCUACGAGCGAUCGUUUUGUAUUCGCAUGAAAUCGACACUUACCAAACGAGGCUGCCAUUUCAAAUCCUCCGGCUACCGGGUAGUCUUGUUGUUGUGCAAGCUGCGACCGCAAUACACGUUCUCACAU
Rhagoletis zephyria (snowberry fruit fly) is the source of this 844-nucleotide messenger RNA. RefSeq names its product protein trachealess-like. NCBI's taxonomy places the organism in Eukaryota, Metazoa, Arthropoda, Insecta, Diptera, Tephritidae. Gene Ontology annotation, biological process: regulation of transcription by RNA polymerase II. The record is from RefSeq and is a predicted model, not a curated record. Gene Ontology annotation, molecular function: RNA polymerase II transcription regulatory region sequence-specific DNA binding; protein dimerization activity; DNA-binding transcription factor activity, RNA polymerase II-specific.